Molecule: messenger RNA, 1083 nt
Organism: Funneliformis geosporum
Lineage: Eukaryota; Fungi; Glomeromycota; Glomeromycetes; Glomerales; Glomeraceae
Source: the annotation of a GenBank genome assembly
AUGAAUUCUAGUACAAUCUUAUUAUCAUUCUUGUUAUGUAUGUUUAAUGCAUCAGAAUCAUUAUUCGUUGGGAUAGCGAAUUUAAAACAAGAAACGAAACCAAAUUCGGCUAAAAUCGUAUUCUUGGUGGAAUUAUUUAAGAUGAUUAUAUCAAUGAUUUUGUUUUCAAUCGAAUUGGGAUGCUUUUCAAGGGGAAUGACGUAUGAGACAUCCCCGUCCCGAUUUAGAAAAUCAAAAUCAAUAAUCAAUCUAACCCCGUUCUUUCAAUCUUUAAAAUCCGCUUUCGCGAAUGAGGCGACUUUAUUGUUUGGCAUACCUGCGAUGGCUUAUUUCAUCAAUAAUAAUCUCAUCUUCAUCAUCCUAUCCUUAAUGAAUCCUCCUACCUUUACCAUACUAAGUAAUUUAAAAAUUCUCACCACUGGAUUAUUCUCUUAUGUCUUUUUAAAUAGAAUUUUAAGUACGACCCAAUGGGUAUCAUUGAUCUUAUUAUUCUUUGGUACGACGAUAGCUCAGGUUCAAUUCUCUACCGAAGGGGAAUUCGAAUUUACCUCGUCAUCACUCGGAUUUCCAUUGAUCAUAAUCUUUUCAUCAAUAUCGGCCGGUGCUUCGGUUUAUACUGAAUAUGUGAUGAAAGAUAAAUUAGGUCAUGAAUCCAUCCACUUACAAAAUGUUAAAUUAUACUUAUUUGGGGUAUUAUUAAAUGGUUCGGUUUACUUCACUCAUUCAUUUCCAACUGAUGAAGGUUUCUUCACUACCUUAUACCCAAUUCAUUAUGCCAUAGUCAUAACCGCUUGCUCCCUUGGUUUAAUUACGAGUGCUAUCAUCAAGUAUAGUGGUAGUAUAACCAAGGUUUACGCGAGUAGUUUGGCAAUGUUCUUUAGUAGUUUUGUUUGUUACUUUACUUUGGAAUUCCUUCCUACCAUCAACUUUUUCUUGGGUGGUUUGAUCUGUCUAUUGGCUGUAAAUUUGUAUAGUAUCAGCGGUUUAGAUGAUCAUAAUUUGAGAAUGAAUAAAAGUGGUUUAAGAAAUGAGGAUCUAGAAGAAUCAAACUUUGAGAAAAAGAUGUUGAUAAAAAAUGUAUGA